AUGGACCAAAAACCAAAGUCCACUUCUACAGUGCAUAUUACAGUAUCUUUCUUCACAGGGAGAAGAGAAUUUAUCCAAAGAUUAAAACUUGAAGCAACCUUGAAUGUGCAUGAUGGAUGUGUGAAUACAAUUUGCUGGAAUGAUACAGGAGAAUAUAUUUUAUCUGGUUCAGAUGAUACCAAUCUGGUAAUUAGUAAUCCCUACAGCAGAAAGGUUUUAACAACCAUUCGCUCAGGACACAGGGCCAAUAUUUUUAGUGCAAAAUUCUUACCAUGCACCAAUGACAAACAGAUUGUAUCUUGUUCUGGAGAUGGAGUCAUUUUUUACACAAAUGUUGAACAAGAUGCGGAGACCAACAGACAAUGCCAGUAUACAUGCCACUAUGGAACUACCUAUGAGAUUAUGACAGUACCAAAUGAUCCCUAUACUUUCCUCUCUUGUGGUGAAGAUGGCACUGUAAGAUGGUUUGAUACUCGAAUCAAAACAAGUUGCACAAAGGAAGAUUGUAAAGAUGAUAUUUUAAUAAACUGUCGGCGUGCUGCCACUUCUGUUGCUAUCUGUCCACCAAUCCCAUACUAUCUGGCUGUGGGUUGUUCUGAUAGCUCAGUAAGAAUAUAUGAUCGGCGAAUGCUUGGUACAAGAGCAACAGGGAAUUAUGCUGGUAGAGGCACUGUUGGAAUGGUGGCACGGUUUGUUCCUCCUCAUCUCAAUAACAAAUCCUGCAGAGUAACAUCUCUAUGUUAUAGUGAAGAUGGUCAAGAGAUCCUUGUUAGCUACUCCUCAGAUUACAUAUACUUGUUUGAUCCCAAGGAUGACACAGCACGAGAACUUAAAGUUCCUUCUGCUGAAGAGAGACGGGAAGAGUUACGGCAACCUCCUGUUAAACGUUUGCGGCUAAGAGGAGACUGGUCGGAUACUGGACCAAGAGCAAGGCCUGAGAGUGAACGAGAAAGAGAUGGGGAGCAAAGUCCUAAUGUCUCUCUAAUGCAAAGGAUGUCAGACAUGCUGUCAAGAUGGUUUGAAGAAGCUAGUGAAGUUGCACAAAGCAAUCGAGGACGAGGAAGAUCACGGUCCAGAGGUGGGACUAAUCGGACAGAUGCUCCUGCUACUAGUAACGUGCCACCUAGUACAGAAUCAGAAACUGCAAUGGAAGUAGAUGGUUCUGAACAACUUCCAUCAUCAUCAUCUUCUACAAUGUCAGCCCAAGCUCCUUCAACAUCAUCUUCAACAGAAAGUCCCCCUUCAACUUCGUUAUUGUCCUCUCCUGAUAAUGAACAAAGGCCUUCUUUAGGGGCCUCAGCUCAACCUGUACUCCAUCAGUCUGAGUUAAUGGGACCUGAGUUAGCUAUAAUCCGUAGGGGUCUACAGCGACUGAGGCUUAAGAAGGCAGAACAACAGAGACAGCGAGAGCUAGCUGAGGGUUCAGCGCCACAGUCGUCCUCCUCUGAUCAGUCCUCCUCUAAGGGCUCCUCACAGGACCCUCAGACAUCAGAUUCUCCUUCUUCUGUGGUUAACAAACAGCUUGGAUCCAUGUCACUUGAUGAGCAACAGGAGAGUGAUAAGCCACGAACAGGAACAGGUGAACCAGUUUUAAGUUUGCACUACAGUACAGAAGGAACGACUACAAGCACGAUAAAACUGGACUUCACUGAUGAGUGGAGCAGCACAACUUCAAGCUCUAGAGGGAGUGGAAGUCAUUGCAAAACUGAAGGCCAAGAAGACUCUGUAAAAACAAAAGCCUCAGAAGAGUCAGGGCCUGAAGAUGAAGAAACAAGAGUUCCUGAUGAAUCUCACAAGGAAGAUGCAAGUGCUGAAGAACUGAAAACUACAGAUGAGACAGUAGAGACGACAGAAGCAACUGUAUCAGAUAAACCCAGUCCUGAUCAUUCUGGAAUCCAACCAGAAGAAAAUGGUCACAAUGUUGACGCUGUGUCUGGAAAUGCAGAGGAAGAAGCCUCCUGUGAAAAAAGUGCUAAUCAAGAAAUUUCAAGUCAAAGUGCUGAAUUCACUGCCAAUUCUCUUGCUGCAAACAAUGAACCUCAGCCACACCCAGAAUCCUCAGGGCUUGCAACUCCAGAUGAGUCCUCUACCAGGACCUCAGCUCUCCAAGAAACUGAUGAUAGUGAUGAUGAUCCUGUUCUGAUCCCAGGGGCAAGGUAUCGAGGAGGACCAGGACACAGACGAUCUGCUGUUGCCCGCAUUCAGGAGCUCUUCAGAAGGAGGAAAGAAAGAAAAGAAAUGGAAGAACUGGAAACGUUGAAUAUUAGACGUCCUUUAAUAAAGAUGGUUUAUAAAGGUCAUCGGAACUCCCGAACAAUGAUAAAGGAAGCCAAUUUUUGGGGAUCUAACUUCGUCAUGAGUGGUUCAGACUGUGGCCAUAUUUUCAUAUGGGACCGACAUACUGCUGAACAUCUCAUGCUUCUGGAAGCUGAUAAUCAUGUGGUGAACUGUCUUCAGCCUCAUCCAUUUGACCCAAUUCUGGCCUCUUCGGGUAUUGAUUAUGAUAUAAAAAUUUGGUCGCCAUUGGAAGAAUCCAAGAUUUUUAACAGAAAACUUGCAGAUGAGGUUAUAACACGUAAUGAAUUAAUGCUGGAAGAGACCAGAAACACUAUUACUGUUCCAGCUUCAUUUAUGUUACGAAUGUUGGCUUCGUUGAAUCAUAUAAGAGCAGACCGAUUGGAAGGUGACAGAUCAGAAGGAUCUGGUCAGGAAAAUGAAAAUGAAGAUGAAGAGUAACUGGCAGUUGUGUGCAAGCACCUAGAUGUUAAUGGAAUUUGUAUAAGACAUUAAUUAUAUUUUUCCUUACAGAGCUUUAGUGCAAUUCUAAGGUAUUGCUUUUUGGAUAACCUAACCUUUUGUUUUUGAAUGACUGUGUGCAUGACUUUGCGAGAGUGUGCAAGUAAAAUAAGCAAAAAUGUUUUUAAAAUGUUUUGCCAUGUAUGAGGGGUGCUAGAAGAUGCAAAGUGCAAUAUUUUCCUUAACCUGCAAAUGUGGGAGCUUGGAUCAAUGUUUUAAAGUAACUUUCAUUAUAGUAAAAACGUUGGUUCAAAUAAAUUUCUAUACCUGCUGUUUGCAUGUUUGUUGCUUUCUAAUUAAAAGAUUUGGUUGUUUUAAGUA
Molecule: messenger RNA, 3117 nt
Organism: Haliaeetus leucocephalus (bald eagle)
Lineage: Eukaryota; Metazoa; Chordata; Aves; Accipitriformes; Accipitridae
Gene: DCAF6
Product: DDB1 and CUL4 associated factor 6
Exons: 21
Coding region: 1-2736 (911 amino acids)
Biological process (GO): positive regulation of transcription by RNA polymerase II
Cellular component (GO): Cul4-RING E3 ubiquitin ligase complex; cytoplasm
Molecular function (GO): protein binding
Source: RefSeq, a predicted model, not a curated record